ACUACGCCCGUGGAGAAGCAGCAACACCGUCUGUGGAUCGGUUCGUUUUGCAGCCUAGGUGUAUAGCAGGCUUUAUUUCACGUCCAAACGCAGGUGAUGGAAUGUCGCCCCCGUGAAAAGGUCAAUAUGUCUACAAAAGGACAUCUACAGACCACCCCGCUAAUCACCCUGCUGCACGACACCCUGAGACCCCCCUCAGACCCCUGGCCAAUCGCUGCCAUGGACACUGAGUCUAUCCAGUCUGGCUACUCCAGCCACUCCAACAGAUCCAACAGACAUGGGGAGCAGAGUCGGCGUGAGCAUCGUAAGCUUAGCAGUAAGGACAGUAGCCGGUCGGAGAGGUCUGUCAUCAACACCCCCGACGGGCUCACUCAGGCCUCCCCCACCCACAACAAUGAGCCCCUGCUGAAAGACCCCAUCUCCGUGACUGUAGACGAGGCUCCGAGCCUCCAGGAUGAUAACUGGGGGGAGACCACCACGGCGGUGACCGGCACCUCAGACCUCAGUCUAUCCCAGGAGGAGGUCGUUGGUCUGUGGAAGGUACCGGACGACGGCCAGAGGCAGGGCUGUCGGCUCUACACUCCCCUGAUUCUGGGCAUCUGUGUGGGGCUAGUGGUCCUGGCCACCCCCCUGGCCUUCCUGGUCCUCCCGGCAGUGUUGUGGCCAGCCAGGCUGCAGGCCUGUGGCUCUGCCUGUGAGGGCCUCUUCCUCUCUGUGUCCUGUAAACUCCUCAUUCUCCUGCUUGCUGUAUGGGCUAUCUUCCUGCGCCAGGCCAGUGCUAACCUGCCCAGAGUGUGUGUGUAUCGAGCCCUCCUGGCCACGCUCACGCUGCUGCUCACACUCUCCUACUGGCUGUUCUAUGGGGUCCGCAUCCUCGACUCACAGGAUGAGGACUACCAGGGUAUCGUCCAGUUUGCUGUGUCUCUGGUGGACUCUCUGCUGUUUGUCCACUACCUGGCCAUCGUGCUGCUGGAGAUCAGACAGAUCCAGCCCUGCUACAGCCUGUGUGUUAUACGCUCCACUGACGGGGAGACAAGCUGCUAUAACCUGGGACAGCUCAGUAUUCAGAGGGCAGCUCUGUCUCUGCUAGAGUUCUACUACAGAGACUUUCCUCUUCAUAACCCCGCCCUUCUCUCCGCCUCCAAGCACCGUGCCGCCAAGCACCUGGCUGGCCUCAAGGUCUACUCCGUGGAUGGCCCAGGGAACCCGGCGGAGCCGGCAGAUGGGUCGGGGGGACUGGCGGUGGGGGGCAAGUCUCGGACCAUGAUCUCUGCAGCAGCCAGGCACAAAAACACAUCUCAUAACGAGCUAUACUACGAAGAGGCAGACUAUGACAGACGGGUCUGCAAACGCAGAGCCAGGCUAGUGGUGGCUGUAGAGGAGGCCUUCAUGCAUGUGAGGAGGAUGCAUCAGGAGGAGCAGAAAGUGUCCCCCGGGGAUGUGAUGGAUGUACGGGAGGCCGCCUCGGCCAUCUUCCCCUCCAUGGCCCGCUCCCUACAGAAAUACCUCCGAACCACCAGGAGGCAGCACUGCCACAGCAUGGACAGCAUCCAGAGACACCUGGCCUUCUGCCUCACACACAACUUGAGCCCCAAGGCAUUCCUGGAGGCCUACCUGUCCCCUGGUCCUACGCUGCAGUACGGUCAAGAGCGCUGGAUGGCCGAUCAGUGGACUUUGGUCAGCGAGGCUGCAGUCACCAGCGGUCUAAAGGAGGGCAUGGUCUUCUCCCUUAGGUGUCUAGACUUCAGCCUCGUGGUCACGGUCAAGUCCAUCCCCUACAUUCGAAUGACCGAGGAGUACGUUGACCCCAAGUCACACAAGUUUACCCUGUGUCUCCAAUCUGAAACAUCAGUCUAACAGACACGGAAAACUGUGGCUAUUCUAGAAUUACAGUAUCUUACCAUUUUGGUAUGUUUUUUGUGUUAUGUUUCUUAAAGCCUUUUCUACUUUGAUAUGCUCUUAUUGUGGUAUUUUGUCUCUUAAAUUAUUUAAAUUACUGUUUUUUCUAAAGAUUGUUUUGGCUGCUUUGCAAUUUUUUUAUUUUUUUAUUGUAUGUGUUUUUAUGAACAGAUGCACAUGGGAUAUUGCAAGAGGAAGUGUUAGCAUAGUUAAUAAACCCUAUGGAUCCCCAGCAUAUAGCUCCUUUCCAGUGAAGAUGAGAGAGAUAGUAAGAGAUGGGCAAUAUGCUUCUAUUGUCCUAAGGCAAACUGGAACACUGAAUUAUGUCAAGGUUUUUUCUAUGCACUGUAGAUGAUCCCUGCAACAUUUUUGUUCUGUGUGUGUGUGUGUGUGUGUGUGUGUGUGUGUGUGUGUGUGUGUGUGUGUGUGUGUGUGUGUGUGUGUGUGUGUGUGUGUGUGUGUGUGUGUGUGUGUGUGUGUGUGUGUGUGUGUGUGUGUGUGUGUGUGUGUGUGUGUGUGUGUGUGUGUGUGUGUGUGUGUGUGUGUACAUGCUGCAUCUACACACAAUCUGGCUCUACAUGUACCUGUCUCUGGAUCCUCCCUAGGGUUGCUAUAGCAACAGUGAGUAUUUUCAUAUCGUCUGCCCUACUAAUAUGAAUGAAAUACUACCUAAUCACCAACAGUUCAGGUUCAGUUGUCUCAAAGUAAAGACUGCUUGUCUUUACCGCCAAUGGUUUCUACAUGUGUUUGUAUUUAUUUAAACGUGUGGGUUAUUUCCAUUUAAUUGAUACGUAUCUUACUUGUCUGACUGCCCACAGUUAUGUUCAGUCAUUGUACUACCCAGGAUUCAUAGACAUAUCUGUAAGAGGUUGUCAGAAUCUGUUGUACUCAAACCCAAAGCGGGCUAUCGCUAGAUACUGUCCUCUAACCAUAAACUCACAGUUGAGAAAACAAACAGGGUGGGAGGGAGAGAGAGCAUUUAUACAGACAUAUUCUAUACUUUUGGCAUGUAAUGAGAAGACAUAUGCAAUAGAUUUGUGUCUUAUCUCCAGAUGAAAUAAAUCUAUUAUUACAUUUCUACAGAACCUAACCCUUAAAGUGAAACAGGUUGAGGCUCAAGUUUUUCCAUCUUCAGAUAUAAGAGAAAACAAGUAGCUGUGGUAAUGUAUUUUGUUCCAGACAUGACUGAUCUGAUACCACUAAUCAAUAUCCCAUUUUUAUUGGUCACAUACACAUAUUUAGAAGAUGUUAUAGCGGGUGUCGUGAAAUGCUUGUCUAUCUCCAGGACUGCAUGCACAUAAGUACAUGUCCUGGAACUGAUUCCAAUAGGCCCAGGUGAUACAUUUCUAUUUGCCUUUUUUUUCAACAUUUGGAUAUUGGACAUGGUAUAUUCCUCAGUAUUGAUGUGCAGACAACAGUCUCCUCAUAGUGAGGGAUCUCUACAUUCACAACAGAAGCUGUAGUGCCAUCUAGCCACAACUAGUAGUACUACCACUGCUAUGGGAUUUUUAUACUAAUCUGUGGAUAGUAUUUAUUUUUAUAUUGAAUUGUUUUCAUCCAAAUCUUCCCUAUUACAUGUGCUUAUUUUUCAAGACGAUGAUACUUCAAUUGUUAGCAAUUGUAUUAUCAUUGUUGUCACUAAAAAGUUAAAUGUUGAGGAUUUUAUAGUGUUGAAAUCAUGGUUGUGAAUUUUGUUUGAAUACUGUUCGAAUUCAUCCUUUAUUCCUUGUUUUCUUGAGGUAAUCUCAAAUCAUAAGUGUUGGAUAGAUCAAAGCAAGAUUGCCUACCAAUGCUUUCCCUCAUACAACCAAUUCAGAUAUGUAACUACUUCAAGGAAGGGAGAAAGGAAGUAUUGGAAUGGGGCCUUUGUCUCCUGUUAUGUAUCCUUCACUACAAAGGUGCCUAUGUUUUGAAACACAUAUGAUGUAUGCUCAACUUGUUUGUGUUAUUGUAUGCAAUCAUUUUCGUCCAAUAGAGUGUGUCUGUCUGUCUGUCUGUCUGUCUGUCUGUCUGUCUGUCUGUCUGUCUGUCUGUCUGUCUGUCUGUCUGUCUGUCUGUCUGUCUGUCUGUCUGUCUGUCUGUCUGUCUGUCUGUCUGUCU
Oncorhynchus gorbuscha (pink salmon) is the source of this 3999-nucleotide messenger RNA. Its product is annotated as vang-like protein 1. The transcript has 10 exons. Gene Ontology annotation, cellular component: plasma membrane. Gene Ontology annotation, biological process: multicellular organism development. NCBI's taxonomy places the organism in Eukaryota, Metazoa, Chordata, Actinopteri, Salmoniformes, Salmonidae. The record is from RefSeq and is a predicted model, not a curated record. Bases 97 to 1857 code for a protein of 586 amino acids.